Messenger RNA from Thunnus maccoyii (southern bluefin tuna), 1613 nucleotides. Its product is annotated as actin-related protein 2-A-like. Gene Ontology annotation, biological process: Arp2/3 complex-mediated actin nucleation. The transcript has 9 exons. The record is from RefSeq and is a predicted model, not a curated record. NCBI's taxonomy places the organism in Eukaryota, Metazoa, Chordata, Actinopteri, Scombriformes, Scombridae. Gene Ontology annotation, molecular function: actin filament binding. Gene Ontology annotation, cellular component: Arp2/3 protein complex; actin cortical patch. The coding region runs from base 138 to 1322 and encodes 394 amino acids.
UCUGAGCGGCUCUUACUGACACACACACCGGAUGAGCACCCUUCCCUUCCUACUCUCGGCCGGGUUUGGUGCGUCUUCCUUCCGGCUUGCCGAAGAAAGUUGAGGGAGGUUCAGAGAGGCAACUGGGCUUUUACACAAUGGACAGCCAGGGAAGGAAAGUGGUGGUCUGUGACAAUGGGACCGGGUUCGUCAAGUGCGGCUAUGCAGGCUCCAACUUCCCAGAGCACAUCUUCCCUGCGCUUGUUGGGAGGCCCAUCAUUCGAUCGACAGCCAAAGUGGGAAACAUUGAGAUCAAGGAUCUGAUGGUGGGGGAUGAGGCCAGCGAGCUGCGCUCCAUGCUGGAGGUCAACUACCCCAUGGAGAACGGCAUCGUCAGGAACUGGGAUGACAUGAAACACCUGUGGGACUACACCUUCGGCCCAGAGAAGCUCAACAUCGACUCCCGCAACUGCAAGAUCUUGCUGACUGAGCCUCCAAUGAACCCAACUAAGAACCGUGAGAAAAUCAUCGAGGUGAUGUUCGAGACCUACCAGUUUGGAGGAGUCUACAUUGCUAUUCAAGCUGUGCUGACACUGUAUGCCCAAGGCCUUCUGACCGGUGUGGUGGUAGACUCUGGGGAUGGUGUGACACACAUCUGUCCUGUGUACGAGGGCUUCAGCCUGCCCCACCUGACGAGACGCCUGGACAUUGCAGGCAGGGACAUUACCCGCUACCUCAUCAAGUUGUUGUUGUUGAGGGGUUAUGCCUUCAACCACUCUGCAGACUUCGAGACUGUGCGCAUGAUGAAGGAGAAGCUGUGCUACGUGGGCUAUAACAUCGAGCAGGAGCAGAAGCUGGCGCUGGAGACCACUGUGCUCGUGGAAUCAUACACGCUGCCAGAUGGCCGUGUGAUCAAGGUGGGUGGAGAGCGGUUUGAGGCCCCUGAGGCUCUGUUCCAGCCCCACCUCAUCAACGUGGAGGGCGUCGGAGUGGCCGAGCUGCUCUUCAACACCAUCCAGGCGGCCGACAUAGACACCAGGCCUGAGUUCUACAAACACAUCGUGUUAUCAGGAGGAUCCACCAUGUACCCGGGCCUGCCGUCUCGGCUGGAGAGGGAACUCAAGCAGCUGUACCUGGAGCGUGUGCUCAAGGGAGAUGUGGACAAGCUUUCGAAAUUUAAGAUCCGGAUCGAGGAUCCUCCCAGGCGAAAGCACAUGGUGUUCCUGGGCGGAGCCGUGCUGGCCGACAUCAUGAAGGACAAGGACAACUUCUGGCUGACCCGGGAGGAGUACCAGGAGAAAGGAGUCCGCGUGCUGGAAAAACUAGGAGUCACCGUCAGAUAAAGCACUGAACGGACAGCCCCAACACAACAUUCACACACACACGCACACACACACACACACACACACAUAUACACACACAGUACAUGCACACAUUUCCCCCCUCGCCCCCCAUCGCAGAGUAUAUAUCUAUUUAUCCCUCUUUUUCUCUCUUUCGGCUCUUGAUGCUCCCUCGAACAUCAGAGGGAAACGAGCCGUCACCUCCCCUGCUCUCCUCCUCUCUGCCACUCCUCUCUCCUGGUUUGGGAUUGGCUCACACUUCCCCCCCCCCCCCCCCCCCCCCCCCCCCCCCCC